Messenger RNA from Trichomonas vaginalis G3, 2252 nucleotides. RefSeq names its product DNA/RNA polymerase superfamily. The annotation marks the transcript as partial. The transcript has a single exon. Lineage: Eukaryota; Parabasalia; Trichomonadida; Trichomonadidae. The record is from RefSeq and is a predicted model, not a curated record.
AUGAACAAAAAUGGAACAGCUAAAAUGAAUGAUAAUCAAAUUAGAGCAGAAGGUAGAAGGUUAUUUAAACGCUUCUAUAACAUUCCUGAUGGUGUUAAUCCUAAAACUCGUAGAAGUUAUUUAAAUGAAGCCAUAGAUGCAUAUGAAGGAUUUGACAUUUCAUCAGAAAGUGAGAGGUUAGCAAGAAUGUUAAACGUUAAUAUUGAUUUUUAUUAUUGUGACCCUCAACCAGAAGACGUGGACAUAAAUAAGGUAGACUUUCCAUUAGUGGAUUCAAUAAUGAUAGAUCCAGAAUUUGAAACAAUAAAUAUUUUAUUAACACAGAGUCCAUGUGGAAAACUUCACGCUGACAGAAUAACAGACGUUGAAGCACUCACAGGAUAUAAAGUUUGCCCCUUUUGUAAAGAAGAAGUUUAUUCUAUCCGCGAUGAUCCAGAAAGGAAAAACCGAAGAAGAUUUUUAAAACAUUGUGAGAAAUGUAAAGAAAAUAAUGGAAGAUUAAUUCAAGACGUUCAAUUGCAAAACACACAACAACCAUAUGCACCACAUAUCACGAAACAGAAGAUAUAUCAAUGGCUAUUAGCUCACAAUUUGCAGGAAUAUUAUAAACCAACAAGAUAUUAUAUUACUUUUGACUUCGAAACAUUAGAGACUAAAGAAGAACUUCAACUUUCUGAAUGUGCAACUUUGAACGCUUACUUAAAACCAUUUAUGGUAUCAUCAACUGUCAAAAUAAAGCCGCAAACGGACUCUUUGAGUCCUGAAGGUCUUUCAGACCGAAGCGGCGAGGUCGUAGACCGUGAUAAAACAUUUACGAGGAAUUUUUGCUUAACAUCAAGUGAUUCGUUCAUCUCUGAUUGGAUUGAAUUUUUAUUUUCAACCUGUUCAUUAGUUGCUAAAUCAAAUAUUGAACAAUAUGAAGAAUUAAUGAAGCCGCAAACGGACCAAACGGCGGGGACUUUGUCCCAUACAUUAAAUGAAAAACAGAAGGAAGCAUUUAAAGAACUUCUAGAUGAGGAAUUCAAUAAAGUGAAUAUCAUAGGUUUUAGUUCGGGAAAGUUUGAUUUAAAUUUAAUUCUUCGUGAUUUAAACACUGCAAAAUGGAAAAUAAAAUCAAUGCUGGGUUCUUCUUCUCAAUUUAAGCAAAUCAUUGUAAAGAAAACAAACUGUCCAUAUGAAUUAAGAUUUAUUGACAUCAGAAAUUAUAUAGCGGGUGGAACAUUAGACCAAUUCACUCAAGAUUUCGGAAACAAUAAAUCACGUGUUAAAUCCUUUUUCCCUUAUCAAUUCAUCACAUGGGAGAAUUACGAAGAUGAAUUAUAUAAAGUGGAACCAUUCACUCAAGAUUCAUUUUAUUCAGCAUUAACUCAAGAAACAAUAUCCGAUUCAGAUUAUCAAAUAUAUCUCAAUGAUGCUAAAAAUUUUGAGAAUAGAUUAGAAUAUUUUAUUCAUUAUUGCAAUAAAGACGUUGAAAUUAUGAUUGACCCAAUUGAUAAAAUUAUUGAAGAAACAUUUGUUUAUAAAAUUGACAUGCUUCAUAAUCUUUCUUUAUCAUCGAAUGCAUCAAUGAUUCGUUACGCGUUAGCAUAUAAGAACUUCAAUCCUAACGAAACAUAUCCAGAAGAAGAAAAUGUGGAAUCAAGUUUUGAAUUAACAAAAAAGUAUUGGAAAUAUAAAAUUGAUUCAUAUAAGAAACAAGAUGAAAAAGCAGAAAGGGAUACUAAAAACAAUGUUUCAAUGGAUGACUAUCAAUACUAUCACGAUUUAAUCCUUUCAUCUAAAUGCAAAAUGUGUGGUAAAGCGUUUACAUAUGCUAAUAAACCAACAUUAGAUAGAAUCGAUAAUGAAAAACCACAUACCAAAGAAAAUUGUCAGUUAAUGUGUUGUUAUUGCAAUGUCGUAAAAUCAAAUAAAGAUGAAGAUGUUCAACGUUUAAGAAUCAAUUUAAGAAAUUAUGCAUUAAAAAAUAAUUUACCAAUGACUCUAGAUUCAGUUGAAGCUUAUCACAUCCUCCGUAAUGGAAUUACUGGUGGUUUAUCAAAUGUUCAACAUAGAGUAAAUCUUAAAGGAAUCACGCACAUUAAUAAACUUUCAUAUAAUCCAGAAACUAAAACUGUAUCAAAUGAGGACACUUCCAACAUUAUGACUCAUUUCGUUGGUGUUGACUUUAAUUCAUUAUAUCCUUCAUCAUUUUCAUCUAAUCCUCAUGAUUUCAUUCAAUAUACUGACCAUAAAAUGUAUAUGCCGGGAAG